AUGUACCAUCAUGUGUACAAUCUGGACGCCCCUGGCCAGAAGUUCACUACUAAGGCUGGAGACGUCCAGUUCGUAAACAGAUCCCGAUUGUACAUCGAUGAUGGUGAAGAGCGGCUGAAUAUUGCCUCCGGAAGAUCUCUAGACGCUGAUUUAAUUAGUUCUAUCUCCGAAUUUCUCAAUCAUAAUAAUCCAUACGUUAUCCAUUAUCGCCGUCUGGGUAGCGAGCCAGCCGUCAACGCUCGUUUGGACUUUGAAAUUACGAAUAGAGCCACGCACGGCCCAGCAUUAGGUGACAGACAGGCGGGCGUUGAGGUUCAUGCAGUACUCAGCACCGACGAGACCGUUUAUGAGCCGCGAAAAUUGUCAAUAUGGAAAGUAGGGUCUGCUAGGCCUAGUUCUAUUAAUCUCUUUAGCCCCCUUAUGGAACCUUUCCAGUAUCCAUUGCUUUAUCCGGAUGGCACUUUGGGAUGGCAUAUAGGUCGUCUCGAUAACUUUCAUCACAAGCUGUCUCAGUACAACUACUCACGUUGUCUUUUGUUGUCGGAUCCACGCUUUUCUCACUUAGGCCGACUGUCUCAAGCCUGGCAGGUGGAGAUGUAUGCCAGGUACGAGGAGGAGAAAUUAAACUUUAUUAAAUUCAAACAAACCCGGUCCAAUGAAAAUGCCAUGCGGACAGGGCCAUUGGACGAACUGGAGACAGCUUUGCGUGUUGAUAGUCACACUUCAGGGCAGGUUUUGAGAGAUAUUGUCAACGAUGAAACGAUUCAAGGGGAGGGCGGGAUCCAGCCGGGAAAAGUUUAUCUUCCCAGUUCCUUUACGGGGGGUCCGAGAUACAUGAAGCUUCGUUACGAGAACGCGAUGGCUCUUGUCUCUCGUCUUGGUUUCCCUACUUUCUUCCUCACGUUUACGUACAGCGCUACGUGGGAGGAAAACCAGAAGGCUUGUCCCCGAAACAGUGGCCGCAGCGACCCCAGUACGGCAUGUAGAGUUUUCUAUAUUAAACUCUUAGAACUCCUCCGAGAUCUCCGCAGUGGAGCUAUAUUUGGCCGGUCUGUAUACAUCGUCCACGUCAUUGAAAUGCAAAUGCGAGGCCUUCCACACGCCCACAUUGUAUUUAAAAUUGACGGCGAUGGACCUGUUGAGGCUGCUGAUAUAGACACGAUCAUUCGUGCCGACAUUCCCUCGGAGGAGGAGGCUGGGGGUAGACUGCGUGCGUUAGUUCUGAGGCACAUGAUCCAUGGGCCAUGUGGUACAGAUCAUAGGACAGACUUUCCUUGUUGGGACCAUCAGAAAGGAUCCUGCACAAAAUUUUUUCCGAAACCUGCCUGUGAAACCACUCACAUCGAUGAAAAGGGGUUUGUUCACUACAUACGCAAUUACGACAAUACAGGUAUCAUAACAUCUCGUGGUAGGUCUGUCACUGUUCAUGACGGCUGGGUUGUCCCAUACAAUUCUGCACUGCUUCUAAAAUAUGAAUCUCAUAUAAAUCUAGAGCUAGCUUCGACACGGAAAGUAAUGAAAUAUUUGUUUAAAUACCUAAUGAAGGGUGGUUCACUGCAAAAUGUGACUGUGACACCCUUAAGGAAGCAGGAUGAUGAAGUAAAGCACUAUGUGACAAAGCGCAUGGUGGGUGCUAGUGAUGCGUGUUGGAGGCUUUUAGAUUUUCCGAUAUCUAAGUCCGAGCCAACAGUUGAAUGCCUUCCAGUACACCUUGAGGGGAAGCAGUGUGUCACAUUUCGUCCGGACAGUUUGGCUGAGGCGGCUCUACAAGCUACCUCUAAUCUGUUACUAUACUUCAAUAGACCACCUGGCCCUGUGUUUGACAAUUUAACUUACCAAUCCUUCUUCGAACAAUUUAUUAUCCAUUCAAAACGUCCACGUGGUGAAGAGAUAUAUGAACAUCCCGACGGUAAACACUACAUCACACGUCGACUACGUGGCACCAAGAUCUGCCGACUUUAUUGGAUCUCGCCAAACAGAAGCGAGCUAUAUUUUCUUCGUCUCCUCUUGAUGAUCUUACCAUGCCGUGGUUACGCCGAUUUGUUUGCUCGUGGUGGUGAUGGGUGUAACACAUUCCAACAGGUAGCGCGGAACCUCGGCUUGGUCGAAGAUGAGGAUGAGUAUGGCAUUGCCAUCAAGGAAGCUGCUCAUUUCAUGGUUGGUUCGCAGCUGCGUUCCUUCUUCGUUCUGAUAUGUAACAUGGGAGCACCUGCGGCUCUUUUGUGGGAAUCCUUCCGAGACGCGCUUUGUGAGGACCAUUUGCAUCGCCACCCUGAUGAUCGUGAGCUCGCCUUCAAACUAUCUCUGCUGGAAAUUGACCGCAGUCUCCGUCGUCAUGGGUCAUGUUUGGCCGACCAUGGCCUCCCAGUCGUGGAGGACAACACUACAGAGUUGGGCAGGGAGCUACUCAUCUACGGCGAGAACCAACAGAAGACAAUUGUAGAUGAGUGGGAACAUAAAUUGUCGAGCGAUCAAGUUACUGUUUUGAAUUACAUCCGCUCUUUAUUGCAUUUUCAAAGAGGUCGAGGGGCAAACAGACUUAUUUUCCUGGACGGGCCUGGUGGCUACGGGAAAACGUUAUUGAUUCGCGUCAUUCUUGCCUAUGUUCGGAGCCAAAAUCAGGUUGCUAUUGCUGUUGCUAGCUCUGGUAUCGCCUCUGGCAAUAUGCCGGGAGGUACGACAGCACACAGCAUGUUCAGAUUACCACUUGACCUCGGCGACGGCACGGGAUACUGGAGCUUGACUAACGGAUCUCAGCGAGCAGAACUGAUCAGAGCCGCACAGCUCAUAGUUUUUGAUGAGGCACCGAUGGCUCAUCGCUACAUUUUUGAGAUUCUCGACAGAUCUCUGCGAGACCUCAUGAAUUCGCCUGAACCAUUCGGUAACAAGAUCGUCAUCUGUUCUGGAGAUUUCCGUCAGAUCGCUCCCGUUGUUGCCAGAGCACGUACGCCAGCUGAUAUUGCUUGUGUCUCACUCCGUGCAUCGUAUCUUUGGCCAAGUUUUAAGCUAUUCUCUCUCUCGACACCUCACAGGACCAGUACUUCCACCGCAUACUCCGAAUUCCUGCUUGGAGUAGGCAAUGGAACUAUUAGUACUGUUGUAUUUGACGAAGACAGGCACAGUUGCAACCUGAUUCCAUUGCCUGGCGUUAGAUAUGUAACAUCUCUGUCCGACCUUAUCCAAUUUGUUUUCCCCGAUUACGUCCUGAAUGACCCUGAUCUUACGGCUAGGCGAGCAAUACUUUCUACCGUGAACGCUAACGUCCAGAAUAUUAAUGCUGUUGUACGUAAUUUAGCAAGUGGCAUAGUACACGAAUUGAGGAGCGCGGACACAGUUGACAAAGAAUCCGAUGACGGCAUGGAGGUCGAUGAUCAAUUGUUGAACCAGGCCACCAGCAAAGGUGUGCCGGACCAUGUCUUGCGACUAAAGAUCGGCUCCGUUUGUCUUAUCAUGAGGAAUUUGAAUAUCGACAGCGGACUUGUAAACGGUACCAAGGUAAUAGUUACGGCGAUCAGUCCUCGCCUAAUUACUGCCAGACUUCCCGGCAAAACUGAUCCUAUUUGUAUUCCGAGGAUACAAUUUGUUUUUCCGUUUGUCGAGGGGUCGCCGCUUCGCGUCCGCAGACUUCAAUUUCCCCUCAUGUUGGCCUACUCCAUGACUGGCCACAAAAGCCAGGGCCAGACGAUUGAUCGUGUCGGAGUGGAUCUACGUAGUGAUUGUUUCACUCAUGGCCAAUUGUACGUUCUAUUGAGUAGGGUCAGACAUCCUGACGACAUUGCGGUUCUUGUCCGACCUGAAAGAGUUCGCGAAGGAGUAGCUCAUACAAAGAACAUUGUGUAUGGCGAACUCCUUCAUUAG
Molecule: messenger RNA, 3858 nt
Organism: Macrosteles quadrilineatus (aster leafhopper)
Lineage: Eukaryota; Metazoa; Arthropoda; Insecta; Hemiptera; Cicadellidae
Exons: 1
Coding region: 1-3858 (1285 amino acids)
Biological process (GO): telomere maintenance; DNA repair
Molecular function (GO): DNA helicase activity
Source: RefSeq, a predicted model, not a curated record